UUGUACGUUCUACAUUCUGAUCCGAGGAUCAGCUGGAGGCAGCAAUAAACAGAGGCCAAAUCUGCAGCGGAAAAAAAAACUGAAGGGAGGACAGGAUAGAAAAAAAGAGCUGCAGAUGUUAUGAUCUGAAACGUCAGUGUAAAAAAAAGAUUUUUACACGAAGCCCUUCUUCUGAGAAGAAAGCCUUUUAUUUUUGUAUAACGGUGUUUUUGAUCUACCUCACUUUAAAGGCUAUCUAAAGCUAUGCUUUAAGAAUUGUUGUCGUUUCUACUGUGUGUGAGAUCUCGUUUACAACUUGAAUAACAUUGCGAAGGCAGGCCUUUGCUCCAAACCAAGUGAAACCUUACAUUUGCACUACACAAGCCUGUCCACUCCCGUUUGUAGAAACCGAGAUCCAGCAAAGGGCUUCAAAAGAGAAAAAGACUCAAAAGAUCAGACAAAGCAUUGCAUAAAAGCGCAACAAGCGUUUACGUCAUCACAAAUAAGAAAUUCAAAUAGGCAGCUAAAGCUUUUUUUUUUGUGGACAACCAAUCGCACCUGGCAGCACCUGCAGUCAUGUUUCAGCGUCUGAGCAGCCUGUUGUUCGGGGAGGUGGAGGAGGUCGCGGCUGAACUGAAGGGACCCAACCCCUGCGUGACGGAGGCUGACGAGGAGGGAUGGAUGCUCGUCAAUCUGCCUGAAGGGUCUGACAGCAUGCUGCAGGCAGAGGAUGAGACGGGACAUCCGCUGAUUGCACAAUCAUCCCCCGACAGUAACCUAUCACAUCAUCAAGACACACAUGCAAGGACUGAAUUCCCCAUUCCCCAGCCGCCUCACAAGCGCCGUAGGACACAUAAAGGUCAGGCACGAAUUGCACUAGCAACAUCAGACCCCCUGUCUUGCCCUAGCGCUAGCCCAUCAGACUCGGGUGCCAUUACACCCGUGACCCUGCCAAGGCGGGCCAGACUGUCCACGCCCUCCUCCACCCCGUCGAUGUCCCCUGGCUCUGGGAGUGAGUGUGGGGGCAGUGGGGGUAGCAGUAGGGCAGGCUCAGAGAGAGGCUGCAUGGAUGAGAGCUGGUUUGUCACCCCUCCCCCCUGUUUCACUGCAGAGGGAGCAACAGCAGAGGCCAGCCCGAUGGAGGACCUUCUCAUCGAGCACCCCAGCAUGUCUGUGUACGUCUCGCCAAACAACUUAUCCAUGGUCUCCAACAGCAACCUGUCUGUGGUGGGAGAGGAAAGCCUCGUCGGCCAGGCGAGCAGCAUGAGCAGAGUGACUGAACCAGCUGCUGCCGCCGCCAUCCGCAGCACUAUCCCCACCAGGGUGAGCCGUGGAGCAGCUGCCCAGGCCGGGGCCCUGGCCAAGGUCACCCAAGUGGCCAGGGUCCAGCGUGGCAAGGCUCGCAUCGAGAGGCGCCAUCUGGGACGCAACCGCAUCCAACGCCAAAACCGCACCAGGGAGCAAGUCCCUCGCCACGCAGCGCACGCCAGAAACACCUUACUUCACCAGCCCAGCAAGCGUAACGUCUGCCACUAAGCUCCUGAGCAAGCAGGGGGCAUCGUUCAACCUGAGGGCAUUAGACACACAUUAUUAAAUAUAUAUUGACCCCACAUCAUAUUUGCUUUCAUUUCCGCACAUUAUAUCAUGAUAAAUCAAAUACAAACAUUAGCUCCUAUGUUUUGGUUUACACACAAACUGGCUCCACCUGGUAGUUGUAUGCCCCGUUCUGCUGUUAUGAACCAAGCCCUCCGAGUUCAUCUGUGUAGAUCUUUAUUGCAUUAUACAUUUUGUCCGUUGCAGUAUCUAAACAACUUUAAAAAAGUCUUCAAAAAAUAUUUACAAAGGUUGUACUUAGUAAAAAUAAUGUCUGAAAAACAGCACAAAAAAAAUGUAGCUCUAUUAAUUUUUUCUUUCCUGUCUUGGUAAAAAUAUUCUCCUUUCUUCGACUCUUCCUCAAGGCAUGUUAUUAUUAUUUUUUCAAAUCAGCCAUUACAUUAACUCCAAAGUACUUGAGGAGAUAAUGAUAUGUAAUUGAAACAACCAAGUGUACUUUACUCUUCGAUGGAGGAACAGACCUUUCUGCUGGAAUCCUUGUAGGAUAGAGACAAGUUGAGUUUUAGCAUAUUUUCAGCGAAAAACGACACAUCAUGUCCUCAAUGUUUUAAUUCUUGCAAAAUAAAACUUUAAUUUUAUUCAGAAGAGGUGGAGAGAUAUACCGUGCUUGGCGAGAGUUAGGGGAAGUUCACUCUGACAUUUGUUUCCCUCAAUUUUGCAAAUUGACAGAUGAAGGCGCGGCAACAUGUGGCCACCCAAUUUCAUCACAGGAAACAAAUGUUGUGAGAUUCCUCUCCUCUCGCUUUUGGUGGAAGGUGGAGAGCAAGUAGACGAUGGCGAAAGAAGGAGCAAAGCAGACUAAAGAGUCAAAUAAAUUACGGGAAGAAUUAGAGCUAGGUAGCAUUAAAAAAAAGAGGUGAUUGAUACGAAAUGGUCGUAGGAAAGUGUUAUGUAACCCUCAGAGCAGCCAGUGAAUUUCAACAAGUUGAAUUCAACAUCAACACUGCUGCAGAGCAUUUCGGAAAUGACUCUUGUUUUUAUGUUUCUCUUGAUAAUGAUCGUCGUUUUUGUACAGAUGAAAAUUUGUGCAACAGGUGGCCAUAAUAUCAUUAUUGAGAAGAAUUAGACAUGCAGUGAAAAGAUGCAGGGGCUUGCCUUGGGGUUACAGGGUAUGGCAGGUUACAGUAAGUAAAGAGCGGUAUCGAUGGCAACUCUUUAUUUUGUUUUGUUUCUCUUUUUUCUCCUCAUUUUAUCUUUGUAAGGUUAUAUUAUUUUAUAGUCUCUAUUUCUCGGUGUGGUUCCAGCAAAGAAAGAAAAGAAAGUCUGUUCCUGCCGGACAAAGACUAAAUACAACGCUUGGCUUGUGAAGCCGACAAAUUCUAAAUAACUACACAGCAUGGCAAUCAUUAAAUGUUUUGUCUGUGAACUAAAGCAAUGUGCCCGGCACACGCGUUCACCCACAGUGUGUGCUGUGUUAGCCACAGAAAGAAAGUACCAUCUAUACACAUAAAUCCCUUUCAUAAAAUAUAAUGAAGUCUCUGACUUUCAAGAAGGCACUUGUUGGGAAAAAGAAAGGGAGAAACUAUCUCCUUAAAGCCCAACAACAGGCAUCUAUCGUCCCCUACAUCCUGCUUAUGGGCCUGCAUCACAUUUAUUCAACCUCCCCGCCGUUACUGUCCAUCCCUCUCUCGUUUGCACAUCCAGCUCUAACAGUGUCCACUUACAGAUCUAGCUAACUGAUAUGUGUUCAACAACAAUAGUAAACAAUGGUGCUGAAGUGUAUGCUAAUGUUUGUAAAUUAUUUGAGACAUGGAUGUAAGUUUGCACUGUCAUUCAUUUCUGUGAGUCAAAGUUAUAGCGGUGUGCCGUGUGCUUGUUUUUUGUUUUUUAUUUGAGGAUUUUGUUUUUUUUCUCUUCUUUUCAUUUUGAUUCAAACUGUGUGUGAAGAGGUGUACUGACACGUAAACUGCUAGAAACUCUACAAAAAAAGGACAUGAAUAAUGAUCGUUUUUAUUUAUCUUGUAAAUAUUAAAAACAGAAAAAAAAAGAAUUAUAACGCUUCGUUAGAUGUCAAAGCCUCUCAGGAUCUGAGUCAUUGUGUCCGAUGGGACCGAUGAGAAUCCUCUCUCUGCUCAUUAACAAACCAGGAGGGCGACUCAGUGGCCAAAUGUGGUGGUUUCACCCCAGUGUCAGUGUCAGCCAGUUGAGAUGCACCAUACACAAACAGCACGAGACUCAGAGCUGAUGCGCCAUACAAAACACUACCCUCCAGAGGGUUCACUUAGCACUGCAUCUGCUGUAUGGCCGCUGGUGAGGACACAGAACAAUGACAUGAUUUUAUUACAAUCCGAGAGUCUGGGGUAUUUGUUUGUUUGGGGUGCUGGGAAAAUGGAAACGUCUUUUCUCGUUAAGAUCAUCUAGAUAAAAAAGAUAAUUUUUCCCCCCCAAGAUAUAUAUAACACAAGAUAUAUAUAACACCCAUUUUUUCAUUUCUGCCAAUAUUCCUUUUAAAUGUCUCUGUUAAUUUAUAGUAUAAUUAUGAAAUUAUGUAUCCUGUUUAUUCCACUGAACAGUGAAGGGAAUGCAUCUGAGGUGAUGAGUCUGUGUACACACACACACAAACACACAGACAUACAUGCACACACAUAGCGAUCUGUUUGCUAGGGUUCCUCACAUCUUUGGAGCUCGCUAUUCUAACUGUGCCUAAGAGGUUGAUUUUUGUUCCUGUGUUGUCAAAAUAAAAGUCGGUACAGAGUGAAAACAGGGUAAUAACAAUGAGAGAGCCCCUGUGGAUGUGUGAGUGUGUGUAUGUACGAAAUAUAUCACCACAGAUACCUCUGCCGCUGCAAUCCUGUCAUGUUUUCCUCAAUUUGUAUUUCUUCCCUUUCUCACCAGUGUCAUGUAAAAAUGGCAAAAGUGUUGUCAGUAUGCUUUGUGUGAUUUUUGAAAAUGUGUGGCCAUCCAAUAAUGGGGAGAGAUAGUGGUCACCCAAUGUGGGGAGACGCUACAUUACAUGGAAGAUGUGGUCAGGGAGAGGACGAGGCAGGAGACAAAUAGUUUAUAUAUUUAAGAAAAAGUGAAAUUAAGUGUAUCAGAAAAAAUACAAUAGAAUAUGCUUGUAUUUUCCCAUAUAGGUAUUAGAACAGUCGUUCACCAAAAGGAUGUUUUAAAUGAAAGCCGUUGAAUGUCUGGGGAGUUUCAUAUGUUUUAUGUUGUGCCCUGAAAUGAUGGCAGCUUAAACACACUUGGGGUUUUGCCCGUGUUACAUCUCAAUUAGUACACCCACCUCCCCCCAUUAAACAAUGAAAUAUAUAAACAUAUAAAAUUUGGCGUAUCUGAAAUCUAUGGUGAUUGUGCCUUUCACCAUCUCUGCAUGGUUUUUGUGAUGUACUGAGUUUUCCAUCCCUUAAGUGGGCAGUCGUCCACUGACAGGCCAGACUAUGCAAAAAGUCAUCGGAUGGCUUUUCCAACAUCCAUCCAGAGAACACAGGUAACCGCCAUAAAGAAAAAAAAAGAAAAAAAAAGAUCAAUAAAUACUCAGGUUGA
This is a messenger RNA of Pleuronectes platessa (European plaice), 5079 nucleotides long. It is a transcript of the gene tp53inp2b, whose product is annotated as tumor protein p53-inducible nuclear protein 2. The record is from RefSeq and is a predicted model, not a curated record. The transcript is spliced from 4 exons. Gene Ontology annotation, cellular component: nucleus; autophagosome. Lineage: Eukaryota; Metazoa; Chordata; Actinopteri; Pleuronectiformes; Pleuronectidae. The coding region runs from base 556 to 1515 and encodes 319 amino acids. Gene Ontology annotation, biological process: autophagosome assembly; positive regulation of DNA-templated transcription.